CUGGGUGAUUUGUCCGGUCACUUCCUUAAACACAGCAAGUGCACAAGCUUUCCCCCCCCCUCUUAGAUAUUAACUUCCCUGUUUUUAUGAGCACUGAGAAACAGCCGAGCUACUGUGCAGCCGCUAACCCAUUGCACCUGUGAUCUGACUUUUGUAUAGGACAACUCCAGGCCUUUACAAUGAAUUCUGCUCUUCCCGAGGAUGUGAAGAACUUGCUCACAGAAUUGGAAACCUUUUUGUUGGAUGUUUUGAAGGCGGAGACUCUAUCAAAGAAAGGCAAGGAGAAGAAAGAGACCCUGAUAAAAAGGUUAAAGGACAUCAAACACAGCUAUCCUCAAGAAUUUCAGGACAAAGCUGAGGACGAUGAUCAAGAAGAGAAUGAUGGGUUUCCCCAACCUCCGGAUGCUGUGUCGCUUGUCUCAGAUCGUGAUAAAGAUGAAGACUUGCCAUAUGAUGGAAGUUUCUAUCCACCUGUUGCAGCACAGGAUCUUGAAUAUUUAAAGGCAGGAUACCUGGAAAAACGCAGGAAAGAUCAUAGCUUUUUUGCAUCUGAAUGGCAAAAGCGUUGGUGUGUGUUUACUAACUCUUUGUUUUACUACUAUGGGAGUGAUAAAGACAAACAGCAGAAAGGCGCAUUUUCUCUUGAUGGUUACAGAGCCAAAAUGAAUGAUACACUAAGGAAGGAUGCAAAGAAAGACUGCUGUUUUGAAAUCUUUGCUCCGGAUAAACGUGUCUAUCAGUUUGCAGCCUCCAGUCCUAAAGAAGCAGAGGAAUGGAUUAAUGCCAUCAUGAAUUCUAGAGGAAUUAUUGCUACUGAGGAUGAGGAGCUUUAUGAUGAUGUGAAUCAGGAAAUUGAUGCUUCCCUUGAAGAAGAUAUUUAUGAAGAGCUCCCAGAGGAAAGCGAGAAACCUGUGACCGAAACAGAGACCCAGAAAGCAACUCCGGUGCCUGUGAAUAAUACAUCAGGAAAAGAAAACACAGAUUAUGCCAAUUUCUACAGAGGCCUGUGGGACUGCACUGGGGAUCAUCCAGAUGAACUUUCUUUUAAGCAUGGUGAUACAAUCUAUAUAAUCAGCAAGGAGUACAAUACAUAUGGUUGGUGGGUCGGAGAAAUGAAGGGAACCAUUGGCUUGGUGCCUAAAGCGUACAUAAUAGAGAUGUAUGAUAUUUGAGAGGCCUGGAAACCAUCUUAACCCAAAGCACCUGCACAUUAAGAGACGAGACUCGCAAUAUUUCUCCAACAAUUGUGUGAAAUUGCUCUGAAUAUAUUCAAUUUCCAUCAGCAGCAUGAAGUACUGUACUAUUGCAAUAUAUUUACAAUAUAGGUAUAUGAAUAUAAAAAUGAUCGACUUUGUUCUUAAGGUGUUUUGACAUUUAUUCUGUGCCUAUUAAACUUGCAUUGCACCAGCCUGAGAUAUUAUAUAUUCCAGUACAGAAGCCAUUCUUUUUCUUGUUCUCUUGACUGCAUAGAUAUAUGUUACAUUAGAUGAAAUGUGAAUUUUCUGCAGUCAUGUAUGCAUUCUAGAAUAACCAAAAUAAAUAAGAGCAUUUAAUUUUACAACUGUGUUCAAAAUUUAAAAUGCAAGUGUUUCUUUAAAAUUCUGUACGUUUCUUUUUUUUAUGAUCAGAUUUAGUCAUAAUUCAGAUCUGUAAUGUCUCUUAGGUCUCUUUAUUUAAGGUUGUUUACGUUGAAAAUAUAUAUAUUUCCAAAUUAGAUGAACUGUAAUUGUUAAUAGUGUGGCUAUGUCAAUGGAGCGCCUAAAUAAUAAAUGUUUGGUGAAACCAG
Molecule: messenger RNA, 1786 nt
Organism: Xenopus laevis (African clawed frog)
Lineage: Eukaryota; Metazoa; Chordata; Amphibia; Anura; Pipidae
Gene: skap2.L
Product: src kinase associated phosphoprotein 2 L homeolog
Cellular component (GO): plasma membrane; cytoplasm
Source: RefSeq, marked provisional